Leishmania braziliensis MHOM/BR/75/M2904 is the source of this 1761-nucleotide messenger RNA. RefSeq lists its product as hypothetical. The transcript has a single exon. NCBI's taxonomy places the organism in Eukaryota, Euglenozoa, Kinetoplastea, Trypanosomatida, Trypanosomatidae. Bases 1 to 1761 code for a protein of 586 amino acids. The record is from RefSeq and is a predicted model, not a curated record.
AUGAGCGCUAGCACCUCCGCCGACUACCCCGUGAACUCAUGGGUAUGGGUGAAGCAGCACGGCUACCCCUGGUGGCCAGCGAUGGUUGUAGACCCUGCGCAGACGGGUCAAGACCUUCCUGAGGACAGCAAUGUCAUGCUUCUCUGCGGCCCGAGUACUUCGGCUACGUUGGUGUUUGCAAGCUCGGCGAAUGCGGAGCAGCUGCGCCCCUACCACGGCGCAAUAGAAGACGCGGAACUCAUCGAAGCCGGCCGCAGUGACGAGAGCUGUGCCGCCGCUAUCGAGGAAAUGAUUGCCGCCGUUUCUAGCGCCGAUGCUGUUCCUGAAGAAGAGGGCCCGCCCACCACGCCGUCUACCUCUGGUGCUACGGGGACGCACGACAAUCACGCAGCCGCCGGCGAGGGCGACGUGAGCUGGGAAGCGCUCGACGUCGAGACGGAGGCCGCUGUGGCAGAGCCGCAGAACGGGAUGGCAGAGAAGAGGUACAAGAAGGAUAAGAAGCACAAGAAGAAGCGAAAUCGGGGCGGCGACGGCGGUGAGCAUGUUGACCGAGAUGGCGCGCAUAAGGCGCGAAAAGAGAAGUCUUCCAAAGGGCAUCGUCGUCGCCGCGGCAGCGACAUGGGCUCUGACGAGGAGGCAGAAGCUCGCAGUAACACCGGUGAGGACGACAGUGGGAACGACGAGGACGUGUUCCAGAGAUUCACUGGGGCCGCGUCGAGUCGAUCAGCAAUAAAAAAAGCUAAAUACGAGCGGCAGAGCAAGCUAGAGGAGUACGACCUUGGGCCAGGCACUUUACCUGACUACAGCCCACGUGAUGAUCCUGCCUACUACUAUCGCAAAGUGCACAGUGCACGCCGUUCGGCGUCGUCCACGGAGUUACAGACCUGCACCCAGGAGCUGCGCGGCUUUAUGUCACAGUGUUUGAGUGGUGCUGCAACAGCCACCGACGUCGAGACAGAUAUUCUAGGCGUCCUACGGAAGCUGAAGAACAUCAACGUGACAGUGACACAGCUGCAGGAGACGGGCGUCGGUGUUGCCGUCGGCAAUCUUCUCCGCUCCUUCACUGCACCCGUGGUGCAGCUGGCACAGGCAAUACUGAACUACUGGUUCCACUCCUUGCCGCAGAGCAUGCAGCAGCAGCUCUCUGCGGAGAACGAGGUUGACCGGUGCUCCAUCGAGACUUGCUCCGAUGGUGUGGCUGGCGAGAACGAGCUCGGCCGCAUCGGCGUGAACCUCUUCGGCUGCUUCACCAAUGAAGAGAUCAACGACUCGCUGGCUAGCGUUGAUGUAAUGGCGCUGUGCGGCACUAUCGAGGACGCCCUGGAGCGCAGCUGCGACGUGGAUGCGCAGAUGCUUGUGCUCUCCGCCUUUGGUGACGCCGGCGACACCGGCAAGGCACUGCGCCGCCUCUUGUUGGAAGGUAAGAUUUAUGUGGAGGACAUCAUCAAGAACGCAGGAGACCUUCCAUCGCUCGUCCGUAGGCGACAGCACUGCCCACCGAACCUCCAGCUCGUCUCGAACUCGCCAACGUCCCAGGACCGCAGUGACAUCGGCUCGCCAACCUCGCCAAACGACGACGACUCGGCAGGCAGCCCCAUCUUUGGCUCCCCAGCCGGGCGCACCACCACUGCACUCUACAGUUGCCCGCACUGUGGUGCUAACGACGCGUACCAGAGUAGCUACUCGGUGCAGGCGCAUGACAACCUGCCUGACAUUUUGCGCUGCAAGAAGUGCGAGCAGACGUGGAACGUAGCAGAGUAG